Aspergillus calidoustus is the source of this 1302-nucleotide messenger RNA. Lineage: Eukaryota; Fungi; Ascomycota; Eurotiomycetes; Eurotiales; Aspergillaceae. The record is from the annotation of a GenBank genome assembly.
AUGCUCCCCUCGCUCUCCCCCCGCGCCGCCCGCCGGCUAUACAUCCUCGCCGCAACCCUCCUCCUCCUCGACUUCUACGCCCUCUACACGCGCUACUACACUCGCGACAAUGGCCUGACGUAUUCAAUAAAUGGGCAAAUCCCAUCCGAUUGCCCGAACCUUCCCGGCCUGUCGGAAAUCAUGCUCGUCCUCAAAACGGGCGUGACAGAAUCCCACUCGAAGCUCCCCAUCCACCGAAACACAACCCUGCGCUGUAUCCCGAAUUACAUCGUGUGGUCCGACUAUGAAGAGUCGAUUGCCGAUAUCCCCGUGCACGACGUGCUGUACAAUGAAUCCUCGACGCUCCACCAAUUACCGGAUUUCAGGCUGUAUACGAAGGUCCAGGCGCAUGGGCGCGAUGCGCUCACACAGACGGAGUUGAGCGAUGAGACGAGUACGCCGUUUGGGAAGAGUAAUCCGGGUUGGAAGUUGGAUAAGUGGAAGUUCAUCCCGAUGAUCGAGCAUACCUUCGCCAAGAAUCCGAAUGCGAAGUGGUAUGUGUUUAUGGAGGCCGACACGUACAUCAUGUGGCCGAAUAUGCUCUCGUGGCUGUCGAAGCUCGACGCGACGAAGCCGUGGUACUUGGGGAACCAGAUGCAGAUCCGCGAUGUGAUUUUCGGGCAUGGCGGGAGUGGGUUCGUAAUUUCGCGGCCGGCCAUGGAAGCUGCGACGAGGCUUUUGUCCGAGAAGCGCGAGUACUGGGACUCGAUCACGAAGCAGGAGUGGGCGGGAGACUGCGUGUUGGGGAUCCUACUCAAGGAGGCCGGCAUCCCGCUCACCUGGGCGUGGCCGAUGCUGCAGAUUGCGCCGCCAAAGGAGCUGGAUAAUUUCGGGAGCAACUAUGGGCGCACGCCGUGGUGUUAUCCGGCCGUCUCGUUUCAUCACCUGAAGCCGCGCGAGAUCCGCGAGCUGAAUUGGUUGGAUCGCAUGUGGAGUGUCGAGGGGGCGCCGUUGCUGUACCGCGAUGUGUUUUGGCAGCUGGCCAGGCCAAAGAUGACCGAGGAGCCCGCGGAGAAUUGGGAUAAUCAGGCGGGAGAGGAGAAGGAGGUUGUGGGCAGUCUUGAAGAUUGUCAGCAGAUAUGUGAGGAGGAUACGCAUUGCUUGCAGUUUGUGCUCAAGCCUGAUGGGAUGUGUGCGAUUGGCCGGGAUGCGAGGCUCGGGGAUAAGAGGCAGGGCUUCAAGUCUGGCUGGAUGCUGGAUCGCAUCGAUGCGACGGCGAAUACGCUGGGGAGCUGCACGACGCCACAUUGGGUUUUGAAAUAG